AUGUCGUCCCUCUCACUAGACGAGGCUGCACGGCUGUACAGCACCCUGCAUCACUUCUUUGAGGUUGCAGUGCACGCCAUCCUCUACUACCGACGACUGUAUCCAGAGCGCGCUUUUGCUUCGGCAACCGCGUUUGAUGUGCCUGUCCACCAAAGCCGGCAUCCUGCGGUGUGCGCUUGGGUACGAGCAGCCGUCGAGCAUGUCAUGAUACAGAUUGCUGGUGGAGAAACGGACGAGAACAGCUUGCCUGCGGACAAUGUCAACGCCGUUGCCGUGGUAGUCCACGCACCGUAUAAGACAACAGCUGGCAGUGCACAAGCGCACAGCCUGCCUCCAGGCGCCGUGCUGGAGCGCUGGGUGUUUGAUGUGCGUCAUCUGCCGCGUGGCUGGCCUGGCGGAGCUGAGGUACUGCGUCGUACGCAGAAAGACACUGAUAAACGUGGCCGCCAAGAUGAAGAGCGCGACCGAGAACGGCGUGGUCGGCGACGCAGACGAAUUUCGCCAGACAAGGCUGACACAGACGGAACGGAAGAGGGCCUGGGUGUUGAAAAUGGAGGGCGGUACAACUACUACGAUGAAGAAGAAGAGCUUGCCAAUGCCGAGUCUGAGGCAGAGCUGGACGAAUCGGGAUCCGCAAGCGAAGGAGCCGGAGACGAGGACGAGACGGCGGACGUUCCACAAGCAGGCAGUGCCGACGCAAUGAAUUGGAAAGACCUCAACGACCAACUACGGGGCGUUCUACAACGACUGGCCCAGGCUGGGCAGCAACUCGGCUCGCUCCCUAAUGGUUGUACCUUUACUAUGGCCAUCGAGCUCGGUGACGGAGACAGGGCCGAACAAUACUCCAAAACGCGAGAUGUGGACGCAAACUGGGUCCCAGAGGUGGGCUCGCACAGAAGAAAGUUUGGAGGCGGAUCGACAAGCGGCGUAGGUGCGUCAACAACAUCCAUACGUUCGAUUGAUAGUACGCCGUUGUUCCUCGAAUGUUGGGUAGAAGAAAGCGCCGUGAAGCAGGCGGCAGCAGAAGGAGCACCACGUGCUAAACUAGCAGCCACCGCUCGAAGUGCUGGAGAUUUGCAGCCUCCUCCUCCAGCCGCGUCUACUUCGACGGCAACAUCCAACGGCUCGUUCAGCUUUGACAAGAUUAUGGCACCGCACAGCUCCAUUAACGGUGAAGGUACACCGCAAACGAACAAAGGCAAAACGGUAUCGUUUUCUUGA
Molecule: messenger RNA, 1221 nt
Organism: Sporothrix brasiliensis 5110
Lineage: Eukaryota; Fungi; Ascomycota; Sordariomycetes; Ophiostomatales; Ophiostomataceae
Product: mitotic spindle checkpoint protein
Exons: 1
Coding region: 1-1221 (406 amino acids)
Cellular component (GO): zeta DNA polymerase complex
Source: RefSeq, a predicted model, not a curated record